AUGUCUGAGGCUGACUUCCAGAGACUUGAGAUGUUGUACCAGAUCCUGCACAAGGACCCCUCCUGCAACCAUUCCCACCUGACCUUCCAUAACACCAGCAUGGUAUACAAUCUGGACUUCCCUGGCGAUGGCUCCCACUGGCUGCGCGCCAUCAUCUCCGUGGUGUACUGUGCCGUGGCCACCGGCGGACUGCUGGGCAAUCUUCUCGUGCUGUACCUUCUCUGCUCCACCCGGACCAUCGUCAAGAGUGCCAUCAACUUCUUUGUGUUCAACCUGGCCCUGGCUGACUUGCUACUCUCCGUGGCGCUGCCAUUCUGGGCAGUAGACAUCACCCUGGACUACAACUGGCCUUUUGGUUUGGCCAUGUGCAAGGCCGUGUCCCUCCUGACGGGCCUCAACGUCUAUGCCAGUUGCUUCUUCCUGAUGGCCAUGAGCUUGACCCGCUACUGUUCAGUGGCUACUGCACUCAAGCCCGCUGCACCACUCGGUCACAAGCUUUGUGAUUCCCGGGUAACUACCGCACUUAUAUGGGCCGGGGCACUGGUGGCUGCUGCACCGCGUGCCGUGUUCGCUGAUCUCAACAGAGUAGGCAUGGCCAAUGACACUGCAUGUCUGCUCCGCUUCCCUAAAGGUACGAAUUGGCUGGCUGUCAACCAACUCCUGAGGCUUCUGUUUGGCUUCCUGUUGCCCUACUUCAUCAUGAUCCUCUCCUACCUGCUCCUGCUGCGCUUCCUCUGCCGGCACAAGCUGAACGGUGUCAACCCACAGCGACAGGCUCAUGUCUCCAAGUCCGUGGCAGUUGUGGUGCUCUCCUUCUGCACCUGCUGGUUCCCGUAUAACGUGCUAACUCUCUGGAGUGCGCUGAUCCAACUAGAUCUAACAGAAAUCAGUCCCUCCUACUACUUUGUCCAGACCUACCUCUUCCCCUUGGCCAACUGUCUGGCCUUCACCAGUUGCUGUCUCAACCCUGUCAUCUACUGCCUCAUUCGCAGGGAGUACCGCAAGGCCCUGCGCACCCUGGUCUUGAAGUCAAGUCUCGCAAUCGCUUCCAAAGCCUGCCUCUCGGCAGUCAACUCCAAUGAGGGCCAGAACCGCGAUGGACAGCUGGGCAUCCCGCUCAACAAUAUGGAAAGCCACACGGCCCAGUCUUACACCAAGAGGUCAGCACUACCCUCUACCAGUCUAUCGCUGGGUCCCAGUCCCAAGGGCCUCUGUCCGCUCAAUGACCUCACCUGA
This is a messenger RNA of Oncorhynchus keta (chum salmon), 1236 nucleotides long. RefSeq names its product relaxin-3 receptor 1-like. NCBI's taxonomy places the organism in Eukaryota, Metazoa, Chordata, Actinopteri, Salmoniformes, Salmonidae. Gene Ontology annotation, cellular component: membrane. Gene Ontology annotation, biological process: G protein-coupled receptor signaling pathway; immune response. The record is from RefSeq and is a predicted model, not a curated record. The transcript has a single exon. Bases 1 to 1236 code for a protein of 411 amino acids. Gene Ontology annotation, molecular function: G protein-coupled receptor activity.